Molecule: messenger RNA, 1309 nt
Organism: Theileria parva strain Muguga
Lineage: Eukaryota; Apicomplexa; Aconoidasida; Piroplasmida; Theileriidae
Gene: NOB1
Product: Nin one binding (NOB1) Zn-ribbon like family protein
Exons: 3
Coding region: 214-1293 (359 amino acids)
Biological process (GO): ribosomal small subunit biogenesis; maturation of SSU-rRNA
Cellular component (GO): preribosome, small subunit precursor
Molecular function (GO): RNA endonuclease activity
Source: RefSeq, a predicted model, not a curated record
GAUAAAUUCAUUUUUAUAUUAAAGUAUAAAUAUAAAUCGUUAUUAGUUUUAUUUUGUUCAUUGUGCUUUUUUUACUUUAGUGUAUUAUAUUUCAUAUUUUUAACUAUUUUAAAUUCUACAAAUUUUAGAAUCUUCAAAUUUCUUUAUUUUUCCAAAAUUAGUUUUCUUAUCCAAAUGUCAUUAAAUUAAUUUAAAAUAUUGCUAAUAUAACCUAUGAUGGAUUUGAAUUCACGAAAAAAUUCAUCGGAAUCUCAAUCAGCAGAUUCUGAAAAUGAAAAGGCCCUGGUUGUCGAUACCGGAGCAUACUGUCGUUCCACUUAUCUGGAUAAAUCCGGCUGUAAAAUAUAUGUGACUAGCGGAAUAAAGUCGGAGAUUGAGAAAUAUAGGCAAAAGAACCCAUUGGAAUCUUCAAUUAGAACUGUUUAUACUCCCAUAGUUCGUGAACCUUCUCCCGAGGAUGUUUCCUUUGUGAGGAACUUCGCAAGUUUAACGGGAGAUUUGCCCUUUUUAUCCAAUAACGAUAUCGGAUGUAUAGCUCUAACCCGGAGAUUACAAAUAGAAACUGGAGAUUUAUCAUGUUUGAGGGAAGCUCCUAUGACCCUUAAAAUUGACAAACAGACAAAUAAUUCAAAAAACAAAUCUAAAAAGGAUCUGAAUCACAUUGGCUUUGACUGUUGGAUCGGGUCCCAUAACGUUAACAGUUACAACAUUCAGGUCAAGAAAUCCGCCUCUAAAACCGUCUCUUGCAUGACCACCGACUUUGCUAUGCAAAAUGUACUCAUUCAAAUGGGACUUAACGUUAUUACUCUUGACGGGUUUGUCGCCAAAUCCAUUCGAAGAUGGGGACAAAUGUGCAGGGCAUGUUAUGAAGUGUAUCCGAAUACCUGUAGACAGUUUUGUUCAAAAUGUGGUAACGCAACAGUUGAGCGAGUGCCAAUAACAGUAGACUCAGAGACCUCAGAAAUCAUCGCAAGGGAUACAAGGAAGUGGAUUAACACCAGAGGAACUAUUUAUACGCAGCCUAAGCCGGCAACAGGCAGAACGGAUAAACCAUACAUUACAGCUGAAGAUCAACUUUUAAUGCCUGCAUUUAAAAAUUACAUGAGAAAUAUUAAUCGCAAAAAUAAAGAUGAUCCACUAUCACAUUUUUAUGCCGAAGAUACUAAAGAAAAUAAUAUAUCAUCUACAACUGCAGUUUCAAGUUUUACUAAUGUUACUGUCGGACUGGGGAGAGGGAAUCCAAACUCAAAUCGCUGGAUUCAAAGACAUAAACGCAGUUUAAAAUCAAAAUAAUAUUUUACAACAAAUA